AAAUACCCCUCAAGAUGGCUGCCCCCACAGAUUUGGAGCUGUUGACCUCAACCACUGCAGAGACGACACUGAUUGCAGGAACCUUGGUAGACAUUGGCUGCUGUCCUCGGUGUGUUCUGCGAUAUCUGGGGGAGAAAAGACCAUGGGUGUACAAAACAAAUCAAGAGGACCUGCGGAAACUUGUGUGCCAGCUGUGUGAAGAGGAGGAACUGAGCAGUAGUGGAACUCCUCCCUGUCCCGUGUGUCUGGGCAUCUUAGAGGACUUCUGCUGCACAGACUUCCUACAGAAGAUCAAGCAGUGUGUGGACAAGAAUGGCUUUGAGUUCAUCAACUAUCAGUGCUCACUGUCACUGCCAGUCUCCAACAUACUCAGAGAGCAUGCUCUUUCAUUACACCUUGGGAACAAAUUUGAUUUUGCAUAUCGUGGUUUGGAUGAUGAAGCUAUCCCAUCAGUGAAGGACGUCUGGAAGUGGUUCUCUGGUCCAGAGCUGUCUCGGAUAUUGGGUUCUUCAUUCCAGCUCAAGAGUCAGUUUGAUAUAUCAGUCAGCUUCACUCACGAUGAUGCAGAGAAAGAAUGCAACUUCCUCCUUGAUGUUCAGCCUCAUGUUUUCCGAAGACGCAAAAUGAAAAAGUUUGACUUCGAGACAUUCACAAGAACAAAUGUGGCGAAAGCUGUCCGAGAAAUCAGUGAUGGAAAAUUCCAGGAGUGCUACACAUGUCCCCCUGCCCGGCCAGCCAGCAAGUGUCAUUACCGGCUGGGGUGCUCACAUGAAUCCGUCUUUAUAGCAGGCAGAUACAACAAAUACAGCCGUAAUCUCAGCCAGACGCCAUGGAUUGUUGAUGGUGGCCGCAAGUCCGAGACGUCAGUUCAGGAACUGCUUUGUGGGAUCAUCCUUGACAAGUUCAAGCCAACAGAUCACAAGUUGUCAUCAUCAGGAAGAGAAGAUGUGGAUGUCCGGAUGUUGGGGACAGGUCGACCUUUUGUUGUGGAACUGAUCAACCCACAUGUGGUGAAGUUCACAGCGGAAGACUUAAAGGCAAUUCAAGAGGACACCAAUAGUCUCACCAAGGAUGUGGCAAUAUCGGACCUGCAGAUUGUAUCCAGGGAGGACACAGCAAACUUGAAGGAAGGCGAGAUUGAAAAGUCCAAGUCUUACAGCGCCCUCUGCUGGUCCGAGACAGAGCUACAACAGGAACAACUUGACAAGCUGAAAGAAUUAACGGACUUAAAACUGGAUCAGAACACACCAAUAAGAGUACUUCACAGACGGCCUUUAGCCUGUCGUGAGAGGGUGGUACACACCAUGCAUGCUGUGAAGGUCAACAAGCACCACUUCCGGCUGUAUCUCUCCACACAAGCUGGGACCUAUAUCAAAGAGUUUGUCCAUGGAGACUUCGGCCGAACCACUCCAAAUCUGUCCACUCUACUGGGGGUGGAAUGUGAUAUCCUGGAACUGGAUGUGGAGGCUGUCAAUGUUGAAUGGCCACCUCGACUGUCUUGAUGGCACCAGCUUCACCUGUGAUAUGAAAGACAUUUCUGCAAGUGCUGUGUUUACUGCAUCUAUUGUAUUUGUGUUCACCAGGACACAUGAAAUAAGGAGUGACUCAACUGGGAUUUCCUUAUAACUUCCCCUCAUGAUGUAUGAAUCAACUGUGACAGAACUGUGUGCUUGUAUCCUAUGAACAACAUUCCAUUGUGGUUCAAAUCUCAACACAUUUUGAUAGUUCUUUUUAGUCUGGCAUAUGACUAUUUGUUUAAAUUUUAGGGAAAAUGUCAUGUUUAGUUAUGAAUGCAUAAAUAACAGCAAAUAAGACUGAUGCAAGAAUACUGUAAUUGCAAGGAACAAACUUGGUUGGGAAUUACGAAGAAGUUGUAAUCCUUAAAGGAACACAUCAAGCACCACCUAAAGGCUGGAAGAUUUAAGAUAACAUGUGAUCUUUGUCACAGUGGAGUUCCUUAUUGUCAAACGAUUUCAGUGUUAUGGCUACAACCUAUGACAACUCUGCACAGAAUUAUGGGAAGAAAAAUUCUGAAAAAAUUACAGUACUGUAACCCUCCCUUUGUCAUUGAACUGCAGUUGAUGGCAAUAUUAAUGUGAGCACAUCAAAUGAAAUAUUGUCCUGAAAAGUCAAGUGAUUGAGAACUUGAGGAACCUGGAUGAUAUUGGGAGUAGAGAUAAACACUUGUCAAGUAUUUCAUUUGUUCUUCCCCCACUAAACCAAAGUAGUUGAUCAUAAUCAAAAUCACUCCGCUCCACUAUCGUUAGUAUGUAAGAAGUAAAUGAGUCCAUUUGUUUCAGGACAUGUCACCUGAAGACUGUUUUCUGGAUCUCAGCUGUGAACGAUUUUUUUGUAGGCAAAACAUUUUCAUUUCAGUUUUGAAGCAAUAUCUUCUAGUAAUACCAUGAAGAAGGCUUUUUGAUUACAGGAUCGAAUGAACCCACCACUGUAAAUAUUUAAUCAGCAUUUUAGGCUCCUGUGUUCGGCAAAACUGCUUUUGAUAUGCUUGACUGAAAAUUUAUGUAUCAGUUUCAAAGUAAGAUGUGAUCUACUUUUGAAAUUUCGUGUGUUUCAAGGUGGUGUGUUUUGGACUCAAUAUCAAAUUAUUCACUGAAAUUUUCUUAGACCAUAAUCUCAUCUACCCUGAUUUUGAAGAAAUAUUAGAUUAUUAUUUUUAUCACCAAAAUACACAUCUUUAAACCACAGAAUAUCAUGGACUGGUAAUGCAUGACUGCUGUUUCCAGUCACAUUUGAAUGUAAAUCUUCAAAACUGACUUCAUAUUCAAAAAUUAAAUCAACAACGACA
Molecule: messenger RNA, 2806 nt
Organism: Haliotis rubra (blacklip abalone)
Lineage: Eukaryota; Metazoa; Mollusca; Gastropoda; Lepetellida; Haliotidae
Product: tRNA pseudouridine synthase Pus10-like
Exons: 19
Coding region: 15-1502 (495 amino acids)
Biological process (GO): tRNA pseudouridine synthesis
Molecular function (GO): pseudouridine synthase activity; RNA binding
Source: RefSeq, a predicted model, not a curated record